Messenger RNA from Armigeres subalbatus, 561 nucleotides. RefSeq lists its product as uncharacterized. The transcript has a single exon. NCBI's taxonomy places the organism in Eukaryota, Metazoa, Arthropoda, Insecta, Diptera, Culicidae. The record is from RefSeq and is a predicted model, not a curated record. Bases 1 to 561 code for a protein of 186 amino acids.
AUGGAAGGCGCUGUGUCAAGGUUGGGUGAAUCGAAAGACAUAGCAUUUCGACGUCUGCAAGGAACCGAGAGAAGGUUGGCAAAGAACUCAUCACUUCGAGAACAGUACGUCGCCUUUAUGGAAGAGUAUCUCAAUCUCGGACAUAUGAAGAUGCUGGAAGAAGAUUCCCAAGGUUCGAUUCAAAGGUGCUAUUUGCCGCAUCACCCUGUGGUGAAAGAAGCUUCAACCACAACCAAGGUUCGGGUUGUUUUCGAUGCCUCCUGUAAAACGUCUACAGGAGUUUCGCUUAACGAUGUACUACUGGUGGGGCCAAUAGUACAGGAAGAUCUCCGGUCCAUAAUUCUUCGGUGUCGGACCAAGCAGAUCAUGUUAGUAUCGGAUGUGGAGAAAAUGUUUCGCCAAGUCGUUGUUCGAUCCGAAGACCGCCAUCUACAGUGCAUCCUCUGGAGAAAUUCGCCAUCGGAAAAUGUACGUACGUAUGAGCUGAAUACGGUUACGUACGGCACAAAGCCCGCGCCGUUUUUUGGCCACCAGGACGCUGCAACAACUCGCUGUGGAUGA